AUGGAGGCUAUGACACAUACGUAUACAAGCUCCCCUCCUCUCAUGAAGCUCAACGGUGGCAGUCGGCAAGAAUCCCAGAGUCCAAAGGCCAAUGGCGACGUUCUUGUCCAAGGUAUACCAGUGCCCUAUGCACCAAUGGACUGCUGUCAGCUCGUUGAUGACCAGCGAUCAGCUGCAACGUCCAAAGCUGAGAGCCCUUGGAGGAAGGCCAUCAUCUUCCAGGAUGCGUGUCGACGGUUGACCGAUUUCAUCCAAGGGCACGUGAGUGGUGGUGUUCGGCAGGUAAGGCGUAGGUCUAUCGACGUGGCCAUUCAUGGCGAUGCCGAGCCUGCGAGCGAGGGCCUGAGGAAGCAAUCAAACAAUAUGUUAGCCUGUCGCCGGUCUGAGGCCGCUUUUCUGGACCUCGAUGUUGGCCUGAUGCCGGCACGCAUGGCAUGCCAAGUGCCAUAUAUAAUUAGAGGCGGAGCAGUAGAUGCACGCACUAUUGAUGUGUGGGAGGCCAAGUCGUGGCCGUGGCCGUGGCUUUCUUUGUCUUAUCGUGACGGUGACGGGCGCAUCACGCGUGCCGCUUCGCCGUUCAAUAUGCCGUAUGCCGUAUGCCACAUGCCAUUGCGUUGCGCGAACGUGAGGCUGUCCACGAGAGCAUUCUUCGUGGUGGAAGGCAACAUCGCGGCGAUGACUGCCCGAUGCCCGCAUGGCCAAUACAUCUGCGCGGAUCGACUUCUUGGCACGACCGAGGCGUUGCUGCGCAUUCGCGCGCAGGCCUCCAAGCAGAGCAGUGUGAAGCGGGAGGAAGAGUAUGAAGUCGCUGAGGAUGCCGACCUCCUCCCCACGCUGGAACGACUCCGAAGAGCCUUCCCGAGCGCCGACAAGAGACUUCGCGGCGAAACCUUGCGCACCAUCCACGACCUCCUGAAUUGCGACUGUGUGCUCUGCAGCCCGCAACGCGACGCCCUGAACAAUGCCCGGCGCGAGAGAGAGCUGCCGGCCGAGAUUGUGGACAGCAGUGACAAGCUGAAGGCCUUCUCGGCCCUGGCCUUGUCCGGCUGCCUGUUCGCCACCCGCGAGUUCCUUCGGAGCAACGCCGACGAUGUCGAUGACUUCUCCAAGCUGGUGCGGCGGAGUGCGGGCCAGCACAUUCGAUCUCGCCUGUUCCGCUUUGUCGACACCCGCCGUACAACGUGCGAAGAAUGCACCCACGAUGCACCGCCAAGCAUCCCAUUCGCUGAACUGUGCCUGCAAUGCGCAGCCAACAGAUUUCGAGAGAGCAUCCGCCCAAAAGUGCAGCUGAUGAAGGUCGUGACUCUGAACGUGGCACAGGAUGACCUCGACGAGUUCUAUGGAAAUGUCAACUUGCCCAUCACCCAGGAACAUCACAUCCUCGAGGGACAGAGCAGAGCCUCGCUCAAGCUACUGCGAACUGCUGGUAUGUUGCCCAGCCUUCCCAGCUUCUGCCUCCCGCUUACGCAUAGCAGGAGAAUGACCUACGGAGCCAAGAUGCGAGAUGCCGAGAAUGAAGCCAAACUGGCUUUGCUCCUGCGCAAUCGGAACACUCCAGGCAUUGCCAAAAUCCUCAUGGCAUUCGUCGAGCAUCGAGAGCCAGAUCUAGCUUUUACCUUCGUGAAUUUGGUCUUCAGACGGGAACAAUACAGUCUGAAGGACUACUUCCGAGAGUCCAGUCUCUCAGAUCAUCUCGCCACAUUUUCCACGCACAAUGAGAAUUUGGUCCUGCUCGAACAUGGGCUCUGGAAAUCCUUGCUGGAUAUCGUGGAGGCUGCGGCUAGCAUACAUGACGUCGCCGAUACCACAACAACGAACUCGAAAGCCGUUGGCCAGCGGCGCAUGUUGGGCCAUCUGGACAUCAAACCGGCCAAUAUCUUGAUCACCAGAAGCAAGAGUCUUCUUUUGACUGACUUUGGCCAGGCUGCCAGGAGGACCAUAGGUACCAACGACUAUGCUCCACCGGAAUCUGCCGCAGGCAGCAGCAUUGAUAUGGCAGACAAGUAUGACAUCUGGUCGUUGGCUUGUUUGUUGACUGAGGCACUUGUCUUUAUCAAGGCAGAAGCCGAGCUAGGUCAAGGAAACGGGCCUAGAGCGAUCCAGAACUUCUACUCUGCUCGUCUCCACCACACCACGCACAACCAAUCUGCCGCGUUUUGGAUAAAUCGAGGCUCGCGAGAUGCCCCGGAUCAAAACAUCAGAAGCUCAGUCCUUUCAGAGCUAGCUGGGCUGGAAAACAUUCGACAUCCGCAGACGCAACGCGUUGUUCGCCAGAUACGGCGCAUGCUCAACAUUGAUCCGCACCAACGGCCCAACGCAAGCGCAUGCCAGAAGCAUUUCAAGACUGGCGUAGGACGAGAGAUCUUUCGAAACCCCGGUGAUAUCUCAAUAGAGCCUCAGCUUGAGCAUUGGAAAACAUCCUUCACCACACGUGUUCACCAUGACCCGAUCCCUUGCCGCCUGUUCCUUCAUCAAAUCCCUCCAGACGAGCUCGAUCUUACUUUAGAGUGUGAUGGCGACCCAAUGUAUCUGCGGCCUGGAAUUGCACGACUGGCAGAGGCCGUCUUCGAACCCUUGUCAUUCUACCCCCAAUCCGAUGAGACGGCACUGAAGAUACAGAAGUGCAGCGUCUCGAGAUUGCUCCGUGGAAUCACUCUUCAUUUCCUGGAGCCUGUGAAGUUUUUCGAAUUCAUGACUCUCUUGACGAGUCAAAAGCUUUUGCCAGAUGUGAGGAGAGACGCUUCAUGCAAAGGUGCUCGCAUGAGGUUCACAAAAUGUGAGCUUGCGCCACGGAAAUGGAACUCUAGCUUGAAAGCCUUUAGCGACAAGCAAGUGCUCGUGAACGGGGCUCGAACGUGA
This is a messenger RNA of Pseudocercospora fijiensis CIRAD86, 2859 nucleotides long. RefSeq lists its product as uncharacterized. Gene Ontology annotation, molecular function: ATP binding; protein kinase activity. Gene Ontology annotation, biological process: protein phosphorylation. The transcript has 15 exons. Lineage: Eukaryota; Fungi; Ascomycota; Dothideomycetes; Mycosphaerellales; Mycosphaerellaceae. The record is from RefSeq and is a predicted model, not a curated record. Bases 1 to 2859 code for a protein of 952 amino acids.